AACCUUUACGGUUUUUAACCUACGUUAAAUUGUACAUUAUCCAAAUGUAUCUGUGAAAGUACUUGUAGUAGAGUAGAGAAUAGCUAUCAUUUUUCUCUCGGUCUUAGCGGGUUUUACUCAAGAAGAAUAUAAUUUGUUAGCUCAAGGUAAUUAGCUACGGAAUUUAGAAAUGACGUUGCAAACUAAGCUGGAUAUUAAGUGUUUGUCAUAUAGUCUAAAAGAAGAUAGACCUUUUGAUACUUUGUCGACCUGGGUUACUCAUGUUCAUUUUCCCAGUCGAAAACAGUGGAUAUACGCGAAUGUUUCGGUAGAAUUGGACUGCUCUAAUCACACUGUAUCAAUGUUUGGUAGGUCGUCAUUGAUGUAUACUGGUAGAAGAAAAUAUGGUUUAAGAGCUUCUGAUAAGACGGCUAAGGAAGUUGAGUUUGAUGUUGAGAAGAAAAUGGUUGAAGUGAUGGACGAUGAGGAUGUUGAAGAGGGUCCAAGCUUAAUGAAUGAUGAGGAGAGGCGGGAAUGGAGAAGGAAAAUUAGGCAAGUGAUUGACAACAACCCAGAGGUAGAGGAGGAGGAUGACCCAAUUGAAAAGACGAAGAAGAUGGAGAAGCUUCUUGCUAAUUACCCUCUUGUUGUUGAAGAAGAAGAUCCCAGUUGGCCUGAAGAUGCAGAUGGCUGGGGUUUCAAUUUAGGCCAGUUCUUUGAUAAGAUUACAAUUAAGAAUAACAAAAAGGAUGAUGUUGAUGAUGAGAAUUACGAUAGUGAUAAGGAAAUUGUGUGGCAAGACGAUAACUACAUCCGUCCGAUAAAAGAAAUCACCUCUAAAGAAUGGGAGGAAACUGUAUUUAAAGAUAUUAGUCCCCUGGUUGUUUUCGUGCAUAAUCGAUAUAAAAGACCCAAGGAAAAUGAAAAGGUCCUCGAAGAAUUGGAGAAAGUGGCUCACAUCUUCUGGAACACUGGGCUUCCUUCCCCUCGAUGUGUUGCUCUCGAUGCUGUUGUUGAGCUCGACCUUGUCUCCGCCUUAAAAGUUACAGUUUUUCCUGAAGUUAUCUUUACCAAAGCAGGAAAGAUCUUAUACCGCGAGAAAGGGUUUCGGACGGCAGAUGAGUUGUCAAAGAUAAUGGCAUUCUUCUACUACGGAGCAAUUAAGCCACCAUGCUUGGCUACAUUACUUAAAGAAGACCAUGAACUGAUCCCUUCUGCUCCAAACAAUGUUGACCAAGACUAAACGGUGACGGGGAUGUUGUACGAUAAAGGUUAGCUAAAUGUUUUUAUGAAGUUGGGUAGUGCAUUAGAGUUGGUUUCAGUCAUGGUAGAAACUUUGCAAUCUUAGUUAGGUUACACAUCAACUGAGUUUAGAGUCAGACAUCAAAUAUGGUCAGUUGUGAGUCUGACCCUUGUUCAGAUUUUAUUCAUAUCGGCUACAGGGUUCAGAAAUUUCCAGUUCAAGUACCCUUCAUAAGAUAAACAGAAUUAAAAAAGAUACCUCUCAUUUUCAGAUCCUUUGAUGUAUCCCGCAACUUAUAAGAGGAAAAUUCUUCUUGCAAGAAGAAUAAAAUGUAAUUUUUGACAAUUC
Papaver somniferum (opium poppy) is the source of this 1570-nucleotide messenger RNA. Its product is annotated as thioredoxin-like fold domain-containing protein MRL7L, chloroplastic. Lineage: Eukaryota; Viridiplantae; Streptophyta; Magnoliopsida; Ranunculales; Papaveraceae. Gene Ontology annotation, cellular component: chloroplast stroma. Gene Ontology annotation, biological process: chloroplast organization; regulation of DNA-templated transcription. The coding region runs from base 170 to 1222 and encodes 350 amino acids. The record is from RefSeq and is a predicted model, not a curated record. The transcript has 6 exons.